This is a messenger RNA of Nerophis ophidion (straightnose pipefish), 5236 nucleotides long. RefSeq names its product equilibrative nucleoside transporter 1-like. Gene Ontology annotation, biological process: nucleoside transmembrane transport; uridine transmembrane transport. The record is from RefSeq and is a predicted model, not a curated record. The transcript is spliced from 13 exons. Lineage: Eukaryota; Metazoa; Chordata; Actinopteri; Syngnathiformes; Syngnathidae. Gene Ontology annotation, cellular component: plasma membrane. Gene Ontology annotation, molecular function: nucleoside transmembrane transporter activity. The coding region runs from base 213 to 1547 and encodes 444 amino acids.
UUUUGAUGGCAGUUUUUUGCUGCCAGACUUAAGAGAGGAGGAAGAAGAAGAAGAAGGGGGUAGGUCCACAAAAAGACUCCUCCCUAGCUUUCGGUCAGUGCGCCUUGACACUUUGCUGUGAAUGCAACUAAAGCGUCAGAAGACUGCAGCGAAGGUGGUGCCUCCCUGAGUAAAAGCCCUGACUCUACCGCACACGCCAAGCCCAGAGAAGCAUGACUGCCUUCAACUCGCCCAGAGAUAAAUACAAUGGCGUGUGGAUCAUUUUUUUCAUCCUGGGCUUGGGAACACUCUUGCCAUGGAACUUCUUCAUGACGGCCACCAUGUACUUCACCAGCCGGCUGAAGGACUCCAACACAGAGUCCAACCAGACGGCCAAACAGACCGAGGUUGGCGAGGACACGCGUAACGUCCUGGAGUCCAAGUUCAACAACGUGAUGACGCUGUGCGCCAUGGUGCCUCUGCUCAUCUUCGCCUGCCUCAACUCCUUCAUCCACCAGAGGAUCCCUCAGAAACUGCGCAUCUCUGGCAGCCUGACGGUCAUCCUGGUGGUCUUCCUGCUGACGGCCCUGCUGGUGAAGGUGGAUGUGACCCCGCUGGCCUUCUUCACGCUCACCAUGAUCAAGAUUAUCUUCAUCAACUCGUUCGGUGCCAUCCUCCAAGGGAGCUUGUUUGGCCUGGCAGGGGUUCUCCCCGCCUCCUACACCACACCCUUCAUGAGCGGCCAGGGUCUGGCUGGCACCUUUGCUGCCUUCUCCAUGAUCUGCGCCUUGGCCACUGGGUCGGCCCUGCGGGACAGCGCCUUUGGUUACUUCAUCACCGCCUGCUUUGUCAUUCUUAUGGCCAUCAUCUCCUACCUCACCCUGCCCAGGCUGGAGUUCUUCCAGUACUGCAUGGAGAGCAGCAGAUCCAGACCAUCCGGGGACGAGGACAACAAGAUGGAUCUUCUCAAAAAAGAGAGCCAAGACGAGAGGCAAGCGACGGCGAGUCUGAUGGCGGACGACAGCAAAUCUUCGGUGUCCGUGCUGAGAAUCCUCAAGAAGAUCUGGGUCAUGGCUCUGUCCGUGUGCUUCAUCUUCACCGUCACCAUCGGAGUGUUCCCGGCCGUGACCGUCGAUGUCAAGUCCACCAUGGCCGACGGAGGAGAAUGGGACACCUACUUCAUACCUGUUUCCUGCUUCCUGCUCUUCAACCUGAUGGACUGGGCUGGCAGGAGUCUGACCGCCUUGGUCAUGUGGCCCGACAAGGACAGCAAGUGGCUCCCCACCCUGGUGGGCGUGCGGGUGGUGUUUGUGCCGCUCUUCAUGCUGUGUAACGUUCAUCCUCGCCACUUCCUGCCCGUGGUGUUUGCUCACGACGCUUGGUACAUCGUCUUCAUCAUCCUCUUCGCCUUCUCCAACGGCUACCUGGCCUCCCUCUGUAUGUGCUUCGGACCCAAGAAAGUCGCACAACACGAGGCGGAGACGGCGGGCGCCAUCAUGGCCUUCUUCCUGUCGCUGGGCUUGGCACUGGGAGCCGCCAUCUCCUUCCUGUUCAGGACCGUCAUCUAGUUGGCGAGGACCGGACGUCACUCCGCCUUCCGCCGUGGUUACCGCGGCAACGCCUUUCUGACAGAAUGCAACUUGAUGAUUGACGUCUUGCUGUUCGUAAGAGGUCACAUUCUUCAUACUUUUGUUUAUGGGGUUCGAAAGUUGACACGUUUUAUUUUUUAUUUUUUUUUACCACCAACAAAAAUGUACAAAGUACUUUUAGGGCCCAAACCGGUACAGCAGGGGUGUCCAAACUUUUUCCACAGUGGGCCGCACACGGAUUUUUGAUAGUUUUCAUUUUCAGACCAUAACAAAAUAUAUGGAUUUUUUUUUUUUUCCUCCUUCCUCUUCCUCUUACAUUUAUAUAGCGCUUUUCUCUAGUGACUCAAAGGGGCGGCAUAGCUCGGUUGGUAGAGUGGCCGUGCUAGCAACUUGAGGGUUGCAGGUUCGAUUCCCGCUUGUGCCAUCCUAGUCACUGCCGUUGUGUCCUUGGGCAAGACACUUUACCCACCUGCUCCCAGUGCCACCCACACUGGUUUAAAUGUAACUUAGAUAUUGAGUGUCACUAUGCAAAGCGCUUUGAGUCACUAGAGAAAAGCGCUAUAUAAAUAUAAUUCACAGUUUACAUAGUGAAACCCAAUAUCUAAGUUACAUUUAAAGCAGUGUGGGUGGCACUGGGAGCAGGUGGGUAAAGUGCCUUGCCCGAGGACACAACGGCAGUGACUAGGAUGGUGGAAGCGGGAAUUGAACCUGCAACCCUACCAACCGAGCUAAACCGCUCCUUAGGGCUCCUGGGGAGCAUAGAGGGUCUCAGUCACUAAAAUGUUUUUUUUUAUCUAUUUAUUUAAUGCUUGCAGUAAAUCUCUAUAUCAACUUGAGGUUGAUAUAAAGUAAAAAAAAAUAAGGUUUUAUGCCUUUUCUGUCAGACAACUUUCUUUUUUAUAGUAAAACUGAAACAUGCAGUAUUUAGAUAGAUAGUACUUUAUUUAGCAAUUAAAGCCCUCAAACAUCAAUAAUGCAGGACACCAUUGAUUUUAACUAUUUAAUAUUUUUAAGUAAUCACAGUGAAAAGUUAAAUAAAAUUCUACUAAAUAUACCGUAUUUCCUUGAAUUGCCGUCAGGCCGCUAAUUAAUUUAAAACCUCUUCUCACUCCUGCGCUUACUAAAGGCGUGCGGUAAAAGUAAGCAUGCGCUAAUUAUUUUAAAACCUCUUCUCACUCCGACACUUACCAAAGGCAUGCGGUAAAAAUUGGAGCGUGAAGUAGGGAUACCAUCAUGAAAAGCGUAUUUAAUUUAGGGGCGGCAUGGCGUAGUGAAGUGAAGUGAAGUGAAGUGAAGUGAAAUAUAUUUAUAUAGCGCUUUUCUCUAGUGACUCAAAGCGCUUUACAUACUGAAACCCAAUAUCUAAGUUACAUUUAAACCAGUGUGGGUGGCACUGGGAGCAGGUGGGUAAAGUGUCUUGCCCAAGGACACAACGGCAGUGACUAGGAUGGCGGAAGCGGGAAUCGAACCUGCAACCCUCAAGUUGCUGGCACGGCCACUCUACCAACCGAGCUAUACCGCCCCACUGAUGGAGGGAGCUGCCAUGCAAGGCGCUAACCAGCACCCAUCAGGAGCGAGGGUGAAGUGUCUUGCUCAGGACACAACGGACGUGACGAGGUUGGUACUAGGUGGGGAUUGAACCAGGGACCCUCGGGUUGCACACGGCCACUGCACCACGCAAAAAAUUAUACUGAAUAUUGACAUAUUUUUAUUUUUAUUUUUUAUUGACCAGAACCCUUUGGGGUCCCUGAUAUCAAACCUGAGUGGAGGCUGAAAUGCAUCAUUUUUAUACAUAUAUUGUGUUGGUUUUUAAAAUAAAAAAUAUAAAAAUGGCCCCCACUUGCUUCGAUUUGGUAGAGCGGCCGUGCCAGAAGACUGAGGGUUGCAGGUUCGCUUCCCUCCUAUUGACGUCCAAAUCGCUGCCGUUGUGUCCUUGGGCAGGACACUUCACCCUUUGCCUCUCGGUGCCGCUCACACUGGUGAAUGGAUGAUGAAUGAAUGAUUGGUGGUGGUCGUAGGCGCAAACUGGCAGCCACGCUUCCGUCAGUCUACCCCAGGGCAGCUGUGGCUACAAAUGUAGCUUACCACCACCAGGUGUGAAUGAAGGAUGGGUUCCCACUUCGAGUAUCUAACAAUAGAAAAGCGCGAUAUAAAUCUAAUCCAUUAUUAUUAUUAUUAUUAAUUUAAAAAAACCGUUAGGUCUUACCUUUACUUAUAAAUGAAGUCCAUGCGCAGCUCCUUCUGAUCAAAAGCAUCGAUAACUUGCUUAUAGAAGUCUUCCUUAUCUUUCUUCAGUUUUAAAACUCUGUCUCGAUGGAGAUCUUCCUUUAUUACCUGCUCCAGCACACAUCACGUCACUCAUUUCACUUCUGCAGCCGAGUAGUCGCAAGAAGGAUCACUAGCGCCCUCUACCACCAGGAGGCGGGAGAUAUUUAAUGACUCAUAUUUGACAGACGCAGCUACGGUAUUGUGACGGUCUCCAGCCGUCGUCUUAUGGGUUCCCAGGAGCAACAAGGAAGGACAUGGCUUAAGCAGUUUGACUUUUAUUUUUCAAUAAAACGUCUGUCCAGGUCACUAUUCCGCUGGUCCUCUCCGCUCGCUCGCCGUCUCCAGGCGUGCCUUGCCUGCCUGUCGGACCGUCGGCUCCACAGGUAUAUUAAUAAAACAUAGUUGCUUACUACACUAGCUUGGACCUUAAAUCCUACUGAAUAGCUCUUAAUCUUCUUCCCUUUAUGCGAUUUCAAAUUACUGGUAUUGAAAUCAGCCUCCUCCAUUUUGAAAAUGAUGACAGGGGAAGUGUCAUAUGUGACGUGACGAGUUUGACCCUGUGGAAAUUCAAGGAAAUACGGUAUUUGAGAUCUGAAAGGUUCCCCACUCAUAAAGUGAUUUUUUUUUAUUAGGUUUUUUUUACUUUUAACACUUAAAUUUCAAGAUCUACUUCCGAUAUAUCUGCUGAUUUUAAGUUUGAACAAUUAUUUUGUUUGUUUUAUGCUCUUACCUACCUUACCUACCUGCUGGAGGCUGCACGGCCAGGCUUUACAUUUCGUUGGAUCUAACAUAAUAGUGAGAGUCCAGUCCAUAGUGGACCUUAAAUCCUACUGAAUAGCUCUUAAUCUUCUUGCCUUUAUGCGAUUUCAAAUUACUGGUAUUGAAAUCAGCCUCCUCUGUUUUGAAAAUGAUGACAGGGGAAGUGUCAUAUGUGACGUGACGAGUUUGACCCUGUGGAAAUUCAAGGAAAUACGGUAUUUGAGAUCUGAAAGGUUCCCCACUCAUAAAGUGAUUUAUUUUUAUUAGGUUUUUUUUUACUUUUAACACUUAAAUUUCAAGAUCUACUUCCGAUAUAUCUGUCGAUUUUAAGUUUGAACAAUUAUUUUGUUUGUUUUUAUGCUCUUUUGUCAAAACUUUGAUGUUUUUAUAAGGCAACCACACAACAUAUACAAUAUUUUUUCCACUUAAAACAUUUUAAAGUGAUCAUUUUUAAGUAAUAAUUCAUUAUAAGAUAGAUUUUUUUGGUCUUUUUUUUUUUUGGAGCAACGGGGGGAAAAAAAAGGCAGAAGGAACAAAACAACUGCCUGCAUGACAGCUUUGUGUCAACAUUGCCACUUUUCCCUCAUUAUAUUUCACCUCAUUCCACUUUUUAAAUGUUUUUUUUUGUAUUUUUCCAAUAC